Messenger RNA from Fusarium falciforme, 444 nucleotides. RefSeq lists its product as hypothetical. Bases 1 to 444 code for a protein of 147 amino acids. NCBI's taxonomy places the organism in Eukaryota, Fungi, Ascomycota, Sordariomycetes, Hypocreales, Nectriaceae. The transcript has a single exon. The record is from RefSeq and is a predicted model, not a curated record.
AUGGCCGAGCACCUUGGCUCACUCAGAGUAACCCGUCUAUCCGAUCCUCGACCCAACGACACGUUCCUCAUCAUCGACAAGUCCCAAAACCGCAUCCUAACCUGCCAGGAUGGGCAUCUCCAUCUUGAGCACCUAAACACCGACAAGCCCAUCUCAGAAUGUUCACAGUGGCUCUGCACCGAAAGGGAUGGCUUCAAAGGGUUCAAGAACGUCGCCGGACGAGGUUUUCUGGGUCGUGAUAUCUGGUGGGACUUUUAUGCCAAGGUUCCUCACCAUAAAGGGUGGGAAAGCUUCACGCUUAGUAGGCAAAAGGGUGGAUACUACUGGAUUCAGUGCCUUCACUGGUGGACGCUGUGGCAGGUGUCGGCGCGGAGUAAUGGGCGUGGUGUUGUUGCGGAGAGAGAUGGGGGGACCCUUUGGGAGUUUGCCAAGGUCCAUGAGUAG